Molecule: messenger RNA, 606 nt
Organism: Fusarium keratoplasticum
Lineage: Eukaryota; Fungi; Ascomycota; Sordariomycetes; Hypocreales; Nectriaceae
Exons: 6
Coding region: 1-606 (201 amino acids)
Biological process (GO): modification-dependent protein catabolic process; protein ubiquitination
Cellular component (GO): nucleus; cytoplasm
Molecular function (GO): ubiquitin protein ligase binding; protein tag activity
Source: RefSeq, a predicted model, not a curated record
AUGGACUUCAACUUGUACGCCUUGGGCGCUGGGUUGGCAGCUGGGGCCAAUGCCCCAGCUGCCGGGAUGAAGCAGACCAAGGGGGGUCAAAAGCCCCAGGCCAAGCCCAAGCCCAAGCCCAAGCCCAAGGUCAAGGCGCCAGGUCAGGGGACCUCGAGGUUUGCGCAGGCGCGCAGAGAGAAGGCGGCAGCCAAGGCCGAGGCCAAGGCCAAGGCUGAGGCUGAGGGUGCCCCUUCCUCCAUCACCACCACUACCUCCUCCUCCCCCGCCGCCGAGAAGGACGCCGCCGAGUCCGCCCCUGCCUCCGCCCCUGACUCCGUCCCCGCCGAGCCCGAGCCCGAGCCUGAUGCUGCUGCCGAGGAGGCCGAGGCUGCACUUGAGGAUGACCGAACUCUCUCCGACUACAACAUCCUGAAGGAAUCCACCCUGCACCUGAUCCUCCGCCUUCGUGGUGGUAUGCAAAUCUUCGUCAAACCCCUCACUGGAAAGACCAUCACCCUUGAGGUGGAAUCAUCCGACACCAUCGACGACGUCAAGUCCAAGAUUCAGGAUGAGGUCCUUCCAGGCUGUCUAACCGACCGUCUCCUUGAGUGGGCUUCAGAGUAG